Molecule: messenger RNA, 1190 nt
Organism: Sycon ciliatum
Lineage: Eukaryota; Metazoa; Porifera; Calcarea; Leucosolenida; Sycettidae
Product: protein phosphatase inhibitor 2-like
Exons: 5
Coding region: 134-667 (177 amino acids)
Biological process (GO): regulation of signal transduction
Molecular function (GO): protein phosphatase inhibitor activity
Source: RefSeq, a predicted model, not a curated record
GUCAGGUUGUUUCGAAAAGUGAUUUCUGGGAGAUGAUGUGGAAAUAGUGCAGUGUCGAAGUCCCUCCAGAUUCUAGUCCGUUCCCUUAUUGUGAGGAGUGGGCUAACUGUGCUUCCCACGUAUAUCGUCCAAGAUGGCCGAGGCAGGCGCCAGUGAGAGUGAUGCUGCUAGUGCUUCUGCAAGCGGUGCGACGUUGCCCUUUGAUCCCAGCGCCAAGCCAGCUAAGAGCAUCCUGAAGACCUCAAGGAGGAGUUCCAAGCCCCUGCAAUGGGAUGAGAUGAAUAUCCUCAUGACGGAGCACCCGCCGGACAAAGAUUAUGGCCAUAUGAAAAUAGAUGAGCCUCCCACGCCCUACAAUCGUGAAUAUGAAGAUGAGGACAUGGAAGCUGGUGGAAGUGGCAAUCCUGUGGAGGAACCACUCGAUGGUGCUGCACUCGAAAAACUUGUGGAAGCACGGGCAAAGGAAGAAGACGGCACUUGGGAAUCCAGACAGAAGAGUACUGAGGACGACGAAGACGAAGACGAUGACCUCACACCGGAAGCUAAAGCUAAAAAGAAAGCCUUCACGGCCAAGAGAAAGCAGCACUAUAAUGAGUUUGAGAUGGUAAAGCGAAUGAGAGAGAAGCGGCAAGCUGGCAGGAAAUCCAGCGAUGAUGAGGAAGAGUAAAUAGCUUUGAUUCUAUAUUGUUAUGACAUGCAACUGUGUUAUCAAACCUCCCAUAACCUCUGUGAGUUUUCAAGGCCUAGUACAUUGUGCUUCUGGACCAGGGUCUUUGCCUGCACGAACUCGAAUCUUGUUUUAUCAGAGCCAUUAUGUUACUCCUCUAUGCUUGCUGUGAUAUUUUUGAAUGUUGUUGUUGUUCAAAUCUUUAUUCUCACGAUAGCCGUUGUUGUUGUUGUUGUUGUUGUUGUUUUUGUUGUUAGGCAGCCAUUACUUGGCCUGCUGGCUGGCUUUGGUCUCCUUUAUAGUAUUUUUAUAUUACUUUUUAGAUGGACUGUUUGUAGAGGAGAUAUUGUUUGUCUAGUUUGUCUUUUCUUUUCUGUGUCUUAGCUGACCUUGAAUGCUAUGCACUGCCACAUCGCAGUGCUUGCUUUGCUGUUCAUUACUGCUGUGCGUUGUUUAUUUUAGGUGUUAGUAGUCGUCAUUGACCUUGCUCUGACUACCAAUUACAAUAUUUAUGAGCAUUUUC